AUGGAUUUAUAUGAUAAAAAUACUAAAAAAAGAAAAAGAAACUCCAAACUUAUAAUAUCAUCAGGAAAUGAAGAAGACGACGUAGAUUUGACUGAAAAAAAUAAAAAAAACAAAUUAAUAAUCAGCGAUGUUGAUUUCAAAAAUGUACCAUGUGAACACAACGACGCGCAAGUAAAAAUAGAGUGUGACGCUAAAAAUAGAUUUGCUCUAAAGGGGCAAAAGGGCCAUGCGGAAAAUGACCAAGUGGAAGAAAUAAUCGCCUCGGAUGUUAAUGAUGGUAAUUGUAAAUUAAAGGCGGAAGAAAAGCAACAAUUGGGAAAAUACGAACAAGGAGGAAAAUUUCCCCUUACAACCGCGGAAAUAAAAUUAGAGCACGCGGAGGAAUUAAUUAAAAAAUGUGACGACUCGUGUAAUAGCAACAACAUGCCCGGAAAAAACAAAAUGAUAAUAUUACAAAGUGGAAAAUUAACCAAAUUGGAAAAUAAGGGUAACUGUGUGAUGAAAGAAGAAGAAGAAAAAAAAAAAAACUCCGCAGACCAUCAUUCGAACAAUAGCAUUUACAAAAACAUAGAAGAAAUACCUGUGAUCCACACAACAAUGGAAGAAUUAGCAAAUCCAAUUUUAUUUUUCGAAAAGUAUAAUUCCAUUGGACUAAAAUAUGGAGCUAUGAAGGUAAAACCACCCAAUUUUUUCGAACCACAAUUUAACUCGUACUAUCUAAAUAUGAAAUUUAAUAUACGGAAACAAAAAAUUAACGAACUGAAGCAUGGGAAGGAAUUUGUGCACCCCGAGGAGUACUGGUCCUUGUAUGAUGUGUACAAAUAUAACCAAAUGUUGGAGAAGAUGUACCUACCAGAAGAAAAAGCAAGCUUGGAAUAUAUCGAAAAGAAAUAUUGGGAAAUCAUAAAUAAAGGGAAAGAGCAAGUCGUUUCUAUAUAUGGCGCUGAUCUGCCCGUAUCCAGAAAUCAUCCUACGUGCCUAUUUCAGAACAACCUAAAAAGGCAUGAUGACUCCAUGAAGAAUGACAAUGGUAGUGACAUGAGCGCUGCGAACCGGAGCAGAUGUAGCAGUGUCAAGUGUGGGACAUUUGAAACAUCGUGCCAGUCCAGUAGCGAUCAUCUGAAAAGGGGAACAGAAGGGGACAAAGGUUUAUUUCAUGAGCGUGAGUACAAGGAUGAAAUGUGUAAGGACGCUACAAACGCGAAUGUGUCAUCGUGUGUGCAUAAAUUGAAUAAUCACAUGAGCCUUCCGCUUCCUCUGGGGAAUAGCGGUAACGACGGCACUAGUGAUUGCCCUAAUGGUCCCUGCUCUAAUUGCGACAUCAGCAAUGACAGUACAAACGCCCACCGUAGAAGUGACAAUGCAAAUAUCGAACGGAUAGUGAGUGAGCACAAACAGGGUAUAACACAUGUGCUUAACAUUUCAGAUGCUGAAAAUGUCACUAUGGAGCGGGACGGUGCCGAUAAUAGAGCGCACGAAAUAAACACUAGCGAGGAUGAUAUUUAUUCCGGCCGCAAUCGAAAAACGGACCACGGUGAUGAAUCAAGGGGUAGUAGGAAUGGGAUCGACACUGAUAGAGGACCCCCCAGUUGUGCAGGUGGUUUAAACGAAAUCGCUAGCACUGAAGGAGGUAUGCUACAAAGCGUCAGUGAUAAAAACGAUUGGAGUAAAGGCACCGCCAGUAUAGAGGUGAAAAAUGGUCAUACUAGCAGUCAAACGGAUGCAGGAGACGUAAACCCAGAUAAAGUGUUUAUGCAGCAGAGAGAAAAGUACUGCUCCGAAAUAAAUAACGUAAUUAAAAACAUAAAUGAAAAUUUGAAUAUAAAAUCUCUACCCUUUAUAAAAGGAUCGAUGCUACGAAAUGUAGAUAUAUCAAUCGAGGGGGUUAAUAUUCCAUGGUUAUAUGUCGGAACGCUCUUUUCCUCCUUUUGCUGGCACACAGAAGAUAAUUAUUUCGCUUCUAUAAAUUAUCAGCAUUGGGGCAAACCUAAAAUAUGGUACGUCAUACCACCUCUAUACAGUGACAAGGUCGAAGAUGUUAUUUAUGAAUACUUAAAAGGGUGCAGUAGUCAGGAUAAUGUGCUAACGGAAAGUGCAAAAGGAAAAAUGAAAAAAAAGGAGCGCAGAAAUUUAUUCAAUAAUUCCGAUAUAAAAAAAAAACUCAAACAGGAGAGCUCUAUUAUGCAAAUUAUCAAAAGCCAGCAAAGGCUUAAAAAUUUGCGCAUUUCAAAAAAUAACCCAAGUUUAACCUCUACGAAUCGUAUUACCCCUGGAAGUACGAGUCGUUCCAAUGCUUUAAUGGCUAGCACUAGCGCGACUUCCACUAUGAUGCCUAGUAACCGCCACAGAAAUUGUACCAGCACUAGCAGUAGUACGAUCUCGAGCGCUAGCUAUAACACAUUGGAAGAUAAUUUAAUCCUCAUAGAUGUGGAUAUAAAUAAAGCACAUUUGAUAUAUAGAAAAUCAUAUCUGAAUUACAAAACUGUGGAUAGAAAACAAAUUUAUUUUAAAAAAAGAAAUCAUAAAAAUAAAAUUUACAAAUUGACCAUCCAAGUUCCAAUUGAGGUUUUCCUCAAAAAUAAAAUUCCCGUUUAUAAAAAUAUUCAAAGAAAAAAUGAAUUUAUUUUCCUAUGGCCUAAAACAUUUCAUGGAGGUUUUAAUUCAGGCUAUAACUGUAAUGAAGCUUGCAAUAUUGCCCCUACAUUUUGGCUAUUUUACGGCCUACAGUCAUAUUACAAUUACAAAUAUUUCAGAAAUACCUGUAUAUCCAUCCACAUGAUUUUAUUUUCAAAUUUAUUGCAUUAUGAAGAAUAUACCUUUAGCCAGCUCAAGCACAUCAUUUACUGCUUGCGCUAUAUACUCACUGAUGAGUACAAAUUUUUCAGGGAAAGUAAAACGUUAUUUAUAGAGUUCACGCUAAAUCGCGAUGCCCUAUUAAACAAUAAGCUUAUGAAUUAUUCAGGCCAUUUAUCGCUAGAUUUGAAUAAAAUGUACGCGAAUUUCGAGUGCCAGAGAAAUAAACACUUCUUUUUCCAAAAUAUUAAGAGUAAAUUGGACUUUUUUUACAAGGAUUGCGAUGGCUGUAAUUCCCCCACAUUCAACAGUUCAAUUAUAUGUCCCCACUCAAAUGACAUUCUAUGUAUUCAUUGCUCCGAAGAGCACAGUUGCCAAUGCAAAUUUAAAGUUGCAUUAAAAAGAUAUACGCUUCUAGAAAUGACGAAGAUUUUGACCCUCCUAGUUCAUUAUGCCAAUAAAAUUAAAUCGAACGAUGAGAAGGACGUACAAUUUGAAGACAUACCCGAUUACAAUUCUUUGAAAAUUUUUGAAGACAAGAACUCAAUUAAACUCUAUAACUUAAUUCGAGAAAACAAAAGAAAAGAUCAGGAAAAAAGAUCCAAAACGACAAAUUAUAAAGACCUAGAAAAUUACUGCUUCGAAAAAUUGAACAGCGUCAACAAAGAGAAGAACAAGAAGGAAAAAGCAAACAGUGAAAUGAAUAUUGUGUUGGAUGAUUACUACACAAGUUCAAAUCAUUUUAAGACAAAAUUGACCUUGAAGUACUUUCUUCUAACAUACGAAGAAGAGAUGGAAGACAACCCUUUGAAAAUUUUACCAAAACUUUUAAUUUAA
Messenger RNA from Plasmodium coatneyi, 3630 nucleotides. RefSeq lists its product as uncharacterized. Gene Ontology annotation, molecular function: histone H3K4me/H3K4me2/H3K4me3 demethylase activity. NCBI's taxonomy places the organism in Eukaryota, Apicomplexa, Aconoidasida, Haemosporida, Plasmodiidae. The coding region runs from base 1 to 3630 and encodes 1209 amino acids. Gene Ontology annotation, biological process: chromatin remodeling. The transcript is spliced from 4 exons. The record is from RefSeq and is a predicted model, not a curated record. Gene Ontology annotation, cellular component: nucleus.